Molecule: messenger RNA, 2855 nt
Organism: Castor canadensis (American beaver)
Lineage: Eukaryota; Metazoa; Chordata; Mammalia; Rodentia; Castoridae
Gene: Zbtb21
Product: zinc finger and BTB domain containing 21
Biological process (GO): negative regulation of DNA-templated transcription; regulation of transcription by RNA polymerase II
Cellular component (GO): nucleus
Molecular function (GO): DNA-binding transcription factor activity, RNA polymerase II-specific; protein binding; RNA polymerase II cis-regulatory region sequence-specific DNA binding
Source: RefSeq, a predicted model, not a curated record
UCAUCGGAGCGCGACCUGUGCCCAUCUGCAGAGACCGCACCUUGCAGUCAUGGGACCGCCCGGGCCCGUGCACUUCCUGUCCCCGGGGCCUCGGGUUCUGGAGAACAGCACCCCGCUUGCACGUUUGCGGGGGGACGGGCGGGCUAGACAGAUAAGGCGAGCGAUGGAGGGACUACUGCACUACAUCAACCCAGCGCAUGCCAUCUCUCUGCUCAGUGCCCUCAAUGAGGAGCGGCUCAAGGGACAGCUGUGUGACGUACUCCUGAUUGUUGGGGACCAGAAGUUCCGAGCUCAUAAAAACGUCUUGGCUGCCAGCAGCGAGUACUUCCAGAGUUUGUUCACAAAUAAGGAAAAUGAGUCACAAACUGUCUUUCAGCUUGACUUUUGUGAACCAGAUGCUUUCGAUAAUGUUCUGAACUACAUUUAUUCUUCAUCCUUGUUCGUGGAGAAGGGCAGCCUGGCUGCUGUGCAGGAGCUGGGCUAUAGCCUUGGGAUCUCCUUCCUGACCAACAUCGUCUCCAAAGCCCCACAAGCCCCCUUUCUUGCAUGUCCCAACAGAAAAAGGGUGUCGGUAGAAGAUGACGAGAGUAGCUCCCAAAAGAGAAGUGUCAUCGUGUGCCAGAGUAGAAGCGAAGCACAAGGGAAAGCUGUCAGUCAGAAUCUAUCUGACCUGAGCCACAUUCCCCGGCCCUCACCCAGCAUUGCAGUCAAGACCAGUAGCAGCAAGCCACAUAUUGCAAAGGCAGUGGAACCUCUUCACAGCCUGUCAUUAACUGAAAAGAGCUGGCCGAAAGAUAGCGCUGUGGGGUAUGCGAAAUCUCUUGAGCAUUCUGGGACUUUGGAUGAGCCUAAUAGAAGCAGUUUGGUGAAAAGAAAUGCAGCAUUGCCCUCAAAGCCUGCGCAAGACAGAGACGCCACGGAUGAUAAACCAGGUGUGAGUGGUCAGCUUCCAAAGGGAAAAGCUAUAGAGCUGGCUCUGAAAAGGCCACGGCCACCUGUUCUGUCUCUUCGUAGCUCAUCAGAGACUCCUUAUGUCUUAAAAGAAGCUAACCAAGGAAGUGGUCAGGGUGAGGAUAGAAACCUGUUGUACUACUCCAAGCUGGGCCUUGUGAUCCCAUCCAGUGGGUCUGCUUCUGGGAACCAAGGCAUUGACAGGAGUGGCCCACUCGUAAAGAGCCUCCUCAGACGGUCACUGUCUGUGGAUAGCCAGGUUCCUGUCUGCUCACCCGCCAUAGACUUGAAAUCAUCCCAGGGGUCACCCACAGCACCAAACAGUGCAACAGGGAAUGUGUUCUGUGCUUUCUCUCAAAAGUCAUCUUUAAAAGACUGUGCUGACAAAACAGCCCUAGAUGACAGGCCUCAAGUGCCACAACCACAUCGCCUCAGGUCCUUCAGUGCUUCUCAAUCCACAGACAGGGAGGGGGCCUCCCCCGUGACUGAUGUGCGCAUCAAGACCGAGCCCAGCAGCCCACUGUCGGACCCAUCUGACAUCAUCCGAGUCACGGUGGGGGAUGCAGCCACAGCAGCCACGAGAGACCUGCCUCUGAAAACAGAAGAUGACCAGAAGGACAUGAGCAGACUCCCAGCAAAGAGGAGGUUCCAGGCAGACAGAAGGUCACCCUUUAAGAAGGCCCGGGCACAUGAGCACAGGCCUCCUGUCUCAGCAGACAACUGUGAGCACAGCAUGAGCCCUCCUCCCCUGGACGGCAAUUUCCCAGAUUCUGACUUAAGCAGAGAGGAAUUUGAGCAAGGCAACCACGAGCGCUUGUGCCGGAACGCCACCGUUUGCCCUUACUGCAGCCUCAGGUUCUUCUCGCCCGCACUGAAGCAGGAGCAUGAGGACAGGUGUGAGUACAAGAAGCUGACCUGCCUUGAGUGCAUGCGCACCUUCAAGUCCUCCUUCAGCAUCUGGCGGCACCAGGUGGAAGUGCAUAACCAGAACAACAUGGCUCCUGCUGAGAACGUCUCCCUGCCUGCUCUGGAUCACAAUGGUGAAGUGACUGCCGCCUCCAGGCCUCAGGCUCCACCCGAGCCUAAUAAGGUAAACCACAUUGCUGCACCAAAAGAGGACACCGUGUUCAGUGACUCUUCAGAGCAAGUGAACUUUGAUUCAGAAGAUUCCUCCUGUCUCCCUGAAGACCUGAGUCUUUCUAAGCAGCUGAAAAUCCAUGUCAAAGAAGAGCCCGUGGAGGAGGCUGAGGAGGAGGUGCCUGAGGCCAAUGCUACCCCCAGGGAAGUGGGCCCCAGCAAGGAGGCUGGCCUGUGGCCCUGUGAGAAAUGUGGAAAGAUGUUCACAGCACACAGGCAGUUGGAGCGGCACCAGGAGCUGCUGUGCUCUGUGAAACCUUUCAUCUGCCACGUGUGCCACAAGGCCUUCCGCACCAACUUCCGUCUCUGGAGUCAUUUCCAGUCCCAUAUGUCUCAGGCCACAGAAGAGCCAGUGCAUAAAGAGGCAGAGGUAUGCCCUGCACCCACAAACUCACCCUCACCACCGCCGCUGCCACCACCACCACCCCUGCCCAAGAUCCAGCCCCUGGAGCCCGACAGCCCCACAGGCCUGCCUGAGAACCCCACCCCAACCACAGAGAAGCCGUUUGCACCCCAGGAAUCAGACACACUCUUCUACCACGCCCCGCCCCUUUCAGCAAUCACAUUUAAAAGACAGUUUAUGUGCAAGCUGUGCCACAGGACAUUCAAGACUGCCUUCAGCCUUUGGAGUCACGAGCAGACACACAACUGAAGGGGCCACACUCUGACCACUGAGAGCAGGAGGCCCCUGACCUGUAAGCUGUGUCCUACAACACAUUGCAGUUUUUACAAAAGAAUAAUAAAGGUUGGAAAUUGUUAUGCUUGAA